UUUUUGAAUGUAUUUAAGAUUUCUGUAAUUCAUUGUCAUGAAUCAAUCAAUUGUAUUUGUUUGAUUAUUUGAUCAUCAAACUUUCAAUUAUGUUUGUUUGAUCAUUUAAUCUAAAAGUUCUUGUAAUCUCUUGAUUCAAUAGAACGAUUUAUCCGAUUUCAUUUUGUAUAUCUUCCAAUGGGUAAUGCAGUUACAUUAUCAGUUGGGCACCGGAGGGUGAAGGUCAUGAAGCUUGAUGGGGAAGUUCUGAAAUUCAAGCCUCCUGUAAGUGUAGAACAAGUUCUGGAAAACUACCCAAAUCAUGUUAUAUUGCAUUCUGAUGCAGUUCGCCAUAUGGGUGUAAGGGCCAUUCCUUUAGAGGAAUCAGUGCAACUCAGGCCAAAACAGCUUUAUUUUCUUGUGGAGAUGCCCAAGUUAACAGAUCUCAGAGCGCCCACCCGGGUUCGAUCCUCGAUCAAUAUGAGCGCCAAAUCAAGGUUGGAGACCAUGCUUUUGAAGCGCCGAUCCAAUUCUGACAUUGGUGCUCUCACUUGUUCUCCUGCUGUUUGUUCUUCGUCUGUUAAUGGAGAAAAUGGGGGGCCUGUUCGGCUUCAAGUUCGUCUGAGCAAAGCUCAGUUUGAGCAAUUGGAGUCCCAAAGCAAGAAUAGUUGUGAGACUGCAGAGAAGGUUCUGGAUUUGUAUCUUACUGAUGCAGAGGCCCAACAGAUUAAUGGAUCCACAAGUUCUGUUAGAAUGUACCCUAAAGCUGAGGAAAGUCGAGUUAAGAUCAGAAGUAAUUUUCAAAGCACUGAAGUUUUCUGAAAGAUUUGGACAUUAUGAUUUAUCUUUGAGAGCUUGCACUGCCAACAUUUUCCUAAAAUUUGGUGGAAUUAGGUUGAAGAAAUUAACCUGGAACUGAAAAGAGAGUUUAAUUUUGUAAAAUUGGUUUUGGUGAUGCUGGAUUCAACUAUUUUCAUUCUUCAAAUAAUAAUUUAUAUUUGUAUCACUUAUUUAUAAUGA
Messenger RNA from Cryptomeria japonica (Japanese cedar), 999 nucleotides. RefSeq lists its product as uncharacterized. Lineage: Eukaryota; Viridiplantae; Streptophyta; Pinopsida; Cupressales; Cupressaceae. The transcript has 2 exons. The record is from RefSeq and is a predicted model, not a curated record. Bases 178 to 801 code for a protein of 207 amino acids.